AUGAAAGUCAUCUUUGGAGCUAUGAAUAUCGGCGAACCCGGCGACGGCCGAACCCGGGUCCACGAUAUCGAGCAAGCUCGUCGGAUGGUUGAUCUCUUUAAGAGUUAUGGCCAUAGAGACAUAGACACAGCUCGGAUCUAUGGGAACGGAUCAUCGGAGGCAUUUCUCGGUCGGAUGGGGCUAUCUUCACUCGCGUUGGAUACCAAAUUAUUUCCAUCGGCUGCCAACCCGUCCAUGGCCUCAGCGACGACGUCUUACCAUCACACCCCCGAAGACCUACGGAGAGGCCUGAUGGAGAGCCUUGAAGCCCUCAAAGUCUCUAAAGUCCACAUCUGGUAUCUGCACAGCCCUGACCGAACUGUCCCGUUUGAAGAGACUCUAAGGGAAGUGAAUAAGUUGCACCAAGAAGGAUACUUCGACAAGCUGGGCAUCAGUAACUACCAGGCAUGGGAGGUGGCUAUGAUCUGUGACAUCUGUGACCACAAUGGCUGGAUUAAACCAAGUGUUUGUCAGGGCAUAUACAAUGCGUUCCAUCGGGCGGUCGAACCCGAGCUCCUGCGAUGCCUACGGUAUCAUGGUAUCUCGUUCUACUGCUUCAACCCCCUAGCCGCAGGCAUGUUGACUGCUCGGUACUCCCGCGACACGCCGGAUGCGGUUUCUAGGGGCCGUUUCGACCCCAGCUCGGCAUCAGGAAUCCACACGCGCCGGCGUUACUACCAUGAUGUGUACUUCGAUGCCCUGGAGAUCCUCAGACCUGUGGCCAAGCAGCACGGGCUUUCGGAAGUAGAGUGUGCCCUUCGGUGGUUAUCACACCACUUGGAGCUCAAGGAGAAAUACGGCGAUGGGGUUGUCAUUGGGUCGAGCAGUGCGGAGCAGCUGGAGGAGAAUCUCAAGGCCUUGGCUGGGGGACCACUUCCGCAGGAGAUCAUCGAUGCCCUAAACAAAGGCUACGAGAUUAUCCGCGGAAAUAGUCUGAUUUACUGGCACUGA
This is a messenger RNA of Aspergillus tubingensis, 990 nucleotides long. RefSeq names its product aldo/keto reductase family protein. Gene Ontology annotation, molecular function: oxidoreductase activity. The record is from RefSeq and is a predicted model, not a curated record. NCBI's taxonomy places the organism in Eukaryota, Fungi, Ascomycota, Eurotiomycetes, Eurotiales, Aspergillaceae. The coding region runs from base 1 to 990 and encodes 329 amino acids. The transcript has 2 exons. Gene Ontology annotation, cellular component: cytosol.